Messenger RNA from Oncorhynchus kisutch (coho salmon), 5224 nucleotides. RefSeq names its product cAMP-dependent protein kinase type II-beta regulatory subunit. Bases 256 to 1470 code for a protein of 404 amino acids. Gene Ontology annotation, molecular function: cAMP binding; protein kinase A catalytic subunit binding; cAMP-dependent protein kinase inhibitor activity. The record is from RefSeq and is a predicted model, not a curated record. The transcript is spliced from 11 exons. NCBI's taxonomy places the organism in Eukaryota, Metazoa, Chordata, Actinopteri, Salmoniformes, Salmonidae. Gene Ontology annotation, cellular component: cAMP-dependent protein kinase complex; cytosol. Gene Ontology annotation, biological process: negative regulation of cAMP-dependent protein kinase activity.
UUCUCGGGUCACGUGCGUGGGUUUCCUGUAGCCAGUGAGAGCAGCAAAAGAUGCCAUUUUCAUUCAACAUACUGAAAGGAUUCUCUACAUUGCACGUGGAUUAUAAAACAUUCACCGGGCAAUUAAGCGUUUUUCAUUUUUCGUUUAACUUUUUUCAGUCUCUUGUAUUUAUAAUUAAAUAGAAUUCUUUCGUUAUUUGGGAAGCACAUUCAUUAUACAUUUUAUUUCGUAUUUCUCAUAGAUUUGACAUCAGGAAUGAGUAUAGAAAUUCCUGAAGGAUUGACGGAGCUGUUGCAGAGCUUUACCGUGGAAGUGUUACGGAAUCAGCCGGGAGAUUUGCUCGAGUUCGCGUUGCAGUAUUUCACCCAACUGAAGGACAGUGAGACUACCGGGGCCGCGUUCGGCAAUGACCAACAUUCGGCUUCGCGACACAGUGGGAAAGCGGUCAAUUUCAUCGACGAAGCCAUGCAGAUCGAUUCUGAAAAUGGAGAGGAAGAGGAGAGUGACGAAGAGGAAUUCAUUGCUCCAGUGAUGAGUCGAUUCAUUAGAAGAGCAUCAGUUUGUGCCGAGGCGUUCAACCCUGAUGAAGACGAGGAAGACAAAGAACAGAGGGUCACCCAUCCUAAAACAGACGAACAGAGGCAGAGACUACAGGAGGCUUGCAGAGACAUUCUGCUGUUCAAAAACCUGGACCCGGAACAAUUUUCCCAAGUACUGGACGCCAUGUUUGAGAAGUUCCUUGAGGUAGGAGAACACAUCAUAGAUGAAGACGACGAUGGCGACAACUUCUACGUCAUUGAAAGAGGGACCUUUGACAUCUAUAUGAGGGUUGAUGGUGUAGAGAAGACCGUGGGAGCCUAUGAUAACAAGGGGAGCUUUGGGGAGCUGGCCCUGAUGUACAACACCCCCAGGGCUGCUACCAUCAUCUCCACCUCGCCCGGAGCCCUCUGGUGCCUGGAUCGUCUGACAUUCAGGAGGAUCAUAGUGAAGAACAAUGCGUUGAAGAGGAGACUGUACGAGGAGUUCAUUGAAUCACUUCCACUGUUAACAUCAUUAGAGCUUUCGGAGAGAAUGAAGGUGGUGGAUGUGUUGUCUUCUAGAGCCUUCUGCGAUGGAGAACAGAUUAUCUCUCAGGGUGAUCUAGCAGAUUGUUUUUAUAUAGUUGAAUCUGGUCAAGUUAGAAUCACCAUGAAGAGAACCAGGACGAAAAAGGACCAAGAGGAUGUGGAUAUAGCUACAUGCUCCAGGGGGCAGUACUUUGGAGAACUGGCCCUCGUCACCAACAAACCCAGAGCUGCUUCAGCUUAUGCUGUGGGAAGUGUCAAGUGUUUAGUUAUGGACGUGCAGGCGUUUGAGAGGUUGCUGGGCCCCUGCAUGGACAUCAUGAAGAGAAACAUUGCAAAUUACGAAGAGCAGCUGGUUACUCUGUUUGAAUGUAGCACCACUGACAUUGAGGAGAUAAACCCAUGAAAACCAGAAGGGGGGAAAAAGACAGUGAGAUGCAUGAUGACGAUGUCAUAAAUCGGGAAGUGGAAAAAGUCUUGUCACUUUGUGUGUAACUUUUCCAUAUCUACCUUUUGUCAAGGAUUGUUUUCUUUCACAAAAUAGGAAACACGGUAUGUUAGACAGGUACAGGAUCGAUUCCAGAUAAAAUACAAUGGUUUUUUCUAAAGGAUCGUUGACUUGGGAGGAGUAUUUUUUUAUUGAAGCACAGAUAUGUGUGUUAUUCCAAAAACGUAAAUGUUCAUAUGUUCUGUCCUCACAACUUUCCUUUUUUUAUCUUUUGUUCUUUUUUUCUUUUUUUUUUUUACAAAUGUAAAUUUUUAUUGAAUUUAUCAAAGACAUUUUAAGUCACUUGUUUUGUAUAUUAUUGAUCACUAUUAUGUUAUGUAAAAUAUAAAUGGGCCUUUUCAGAUUCUCUGAUCAUGUCAUAUUUCUUCAAAAAUCUUGUGCCAAAGGUCAUUACAUCCUUACUAGAUUAUGAGCGUGUAAACAAAUCACGAAUAUCCAUACCUUGCACAUUAAAGUGUUCAUAAUUUGAUAUUCUCAUGGUGACAUCAUUUUCAGUAAAGGUGUUGGUUUAUACUGUACAUUGUAGGCUAGGGGAUUCCCAGGGGAACUAUGUCCUUUCUGGCUUCAACAACCACGUUGAACAGUUGUACCAACAAAUAGUGCCAUAAAAUUCUAGGGAUGAAUUGAACAAUGUGAUUUCCUAUCGUUGCACUCUGGUAUGGCUGACGUGGUGUUAACAGAGUUAAGAAUCUUAUAUUUUCGCCAUAAAAUGACAUAUCCAAAUCUGACUGGCUGUAGCUCAGGACCUGAAGCAAGGAUAUGCAUAUUCUUGAUACCAUGUGAAAUGAAUGUAGGAGAAUAUAACACAUUAGAUUUGGUAAAAGAAAAAAACAUGGUGUUUUUUUUGUUGUACCAUCUUUGAAACGCAAGAGAAAGGCCAUAAUGUAUUAUUCCAGCCCAGGUGCAAUUUAGAUUUUGGCCACUAGAUGGCAGCAGUGUAUGUGCAACGUUUUAGACUGAUCCAAUGAACCAUUGCAUUUCUGUUCAAAAUGUAUCAAGACUGCCCAAAUGUGCCUAAUUGGCUUAUUAAUACAUUUUCAAGUUCAUAACUGUGCACUCUCCUCAAACAAUAGCAUGGUAUUAUUUCACUGUAACAGCUACUGUAAAUUGGACAGUGCAGUUAGAUUAACAAGCAUUUAAGCUUUCUGCAUAUAUCAGAUAUGUCUAUGUCCUGGGAAAUGUUCUUGUUUACUUACAACCUCAUGCUAAUCGCAUUAGCCUAGGUUAGCUCAACCUCAUGCUAAUCGCAUUAGCCUAGGUUAGCUCAACCUCAUGCUAAUCGCAUUAGCCUACGUUAGCUCAACCUCAUGCUAAUCGCAUUAGCCUACGUUAGCUCAACCUCAUGCUAAUCGCAUUAGCCUACGUUAGCUCAACCUCAUGCUAAUCGCAUUAGCCUACGUUAGCUCAACCUCAUGCUAAUCGCAUUAGCCUACGUUAGCUCAACCUUCCCGCAGGGGGACCCACCAAUCCUGUAGAGGUUUUAAGAAGUUAUUAAAAAAAGAUGGCUGAUAGUUUUGAAAACAGUUGGCUGACCAAGUAUUACACACUUUCAAGCUCUUGAUUCCUCAGCACUAUAGCAUUAGACAUUCACCACUAUAAUAAUGGUAUUUGACCACUUUAUUGUCUUCAAGUUCUUGAUUCCUCAGUACUGCAGCAUUAGACACUAUCCACUGUAAUAAUUGUAUUUGACCACAUUAUUGUCUUCUUGAGCUAGUUUACAUGACAUAGUUUGCAAAAAAGUAUGUGGACAACCCUUCAGAUUAGUGGAUUCGGCUAUUUCAGCCACACCUGUUGCUGACAGGUGUAUAACAUCGAGGACACCGCCAUGCAAUCUCCAUAGACAAACAUUGGCAUUAGAAUGACCCGUACUGAGACCUCAGUGACUUUCAACGUGGCACCGUCAUAGGAUGCCCCCUAUCCAACAAGUCAUUUUGUCAUAUUUCUGCCCUGCUAGAGCUGCCCCGGUCAGCUGUAAGUGCUGUUAUUGUGAAGUGUAAACAUCUAGGAGCAACAAGGGCUCAGCCACGAAGUGGUAGGCCACACAAGCUCACAGAACGGGACCGCCGAGUGCUGUAGCUCGUAGCAUGUAAAAAUCAUCUGUCCUCGGUUGCAACACUACCAUGUUCCACAUUGCCUCUGGAAGCACAAGAACUGUUCGUUGGGAACUUCAUGAAAUGGGUUUCCAUGGCCGAGCUGCCGUACACAAGCUUAAGAUCACAAUGCGCAAUGCCAAGUGUUGGCUGGAGUGGUGUAAAUCUCAACAUCAUUGGAUUCUGGAGCAGUGGAAACUCGUCUCACGCUUCACCAUCUGGCAAUCUGACAGACUAAUCUGGGUUUAGCGGAUGCCAGGAGAACGCUACCUUCCCAAAUGCAUAGUGCCAACGUUAAAGUUUGGUGGAAGAGGAAUAAUGGUCUGGGGCUGUUUUUCAUGGUUUCGGGCUAGGCCCCUUAGUUCCAGUGAAGGGAAAUCUUAAUGUUACAGCAUACAAUGACAUUCCAGACAAUUCUGUACUUCCAACUUUGUGACAACAGGUUGGGGAAGGCCCUUUCCUGUUUCAGCAUGACAAAUACCCCGUGCGUGCACAAAGAGAGGUCCAUACAGAAAUGGUUUGUCAAGAUCGGUGUGGAAGAACUUGACUGGCCUGCACAGAGCCCUGACCUCAACUCCAUCGAACACCUUUGGGAUGAAUUGGAAUGCCGACUGCGAGCCAGGCCUAAUUGCCCAACAUCAGUGCCCGACCUCACUAAUGCUCUUGUGGCUGAAUGGAAGCAAGUCCCCACAGCAAUGUUCCAACAUCUAGUGGAAAUCCUUCCCAGAAGAGUGGAGGCUGUUAUAGCAGCAAAGGGGGGACCAAGUCCAUAUUAAUGCCCAUGAUUUUGGAAUGAGAUGUUUGACAAGCAGGUGUCCACAUACUUUUUGCCAUGUAGUCUAUUUCCAUGUGUUUCUCAUCUUAAAUGUACAUUUUUAAGUAUUACAUUCAACUGUUCUCAUGUGCCAGUAAAACAUAAUAUGAAGCUUUAGCAAUGACGUCAAAGGAUAUUGAUAAUGUGUGUCCCAAAUGUCAUCCUAUUCCCUACUAUGGGCCCUGAUCAAAGGUAGUGCACUAUAUAGGGAAUCGGGUGCCAUUCGGGACAUAGGCAUUAUUAUAUGUAUUGCUGUCUACCUCUAAAUGAUAAAUAACAAACAACCUGUACCUUUAAGAAGUAGUUCACAAUGGACCCCUGCUCUCUCAAUUGCAACUUCUCUCUCUAUCUCUCUCAAUAGCAACCUCUCUUUUUCUCUCUCAAUAGCAACUUCUCUCUCUCUUGCUCUCUCUCAAUAGCAACCUCUCUCUCUCAAUAGCAACUUCUCUCUCUCCCUUUCUCUCUCUCAAUACCAACCUCUCCCCCCUCUCUCUCUUUCUCAAUAGCACCUCCAGUGGUUGAAUUUUCCAUUGUUUGCUUUCCAUUGUGUUUUUGGUUCCCUUAGUCUGUGAACAAAAUGGCUUAUACAUGAGGUAUUAUACAAUUUGUUUUUUUGGCAGUGCAGUUUUGUGAAUAAGGUUCACAACAGACUGGAACUGUGGAUAUAUCUGAGGAGGAAAUCCAGUAUUAUUGGCUGUUGUUGGUUAUAUCUCACUUUUCAGUACAAUAAAGAACAGUUUUGUAUUAA